Molecule: messenger RNA, 1636 nt
Organism: Leguminivora glycinivorella
Lineage: Eukaryota; Metazoa; Arthropoda; Insecta; Lepidoptera; Tortricidae
Gene: Nup44A
Product: nucleoporin SEH1
Exons: 9
Coding region: 84-1220 (378 amino acids)
Biological process (GO): cellular response to amino acid starvation; positive regulation of TORC1 signaling
Cellular component (GO): Seh1-associated complex; nuclear pore outer ring
Molecular function (GO): structural molecule activity; protein binding
Source: RefSeq, a predicted model, not a curated record
CUGACAUUUCACCUUGUGUAUUGUGGAGUAGGCCGCGCGACGCUGUGUAGUAUAAAUUUAAUGUUUUUGGUGUUAAAAAGUUCAUGACCAUGGGAGAACUGACGCUCACCAACUUGUUCGAGUCCCAAACUAUAUUCGCUGACCAUAAGGACCUAAUCCACGAUGUGGCCUACGAUUUUUACGGGGAACGAAUGGCUACUUGUUCGAGCGACCAGUAUGUGAAGGUAUGGGACUCCGACGGUCGCGAUGGGUGGAAGAUGACUGCGAGCUGGAAAGCGCACCAUGGAUCGGUGUGGAAGGUAACUUGGGCGCACCCUGAGUUUGGCCAGGUCAUCGCUACUUGCUCAUUUGAUCGCACUGCCGCUAUUUGGGAGGAAGUUGGUGACACCACAGCCCCGGGCUCAGAGAAGGGCCUCCGGACGUGGCUGAAGCGCUCCAAUCUAGUCGACUCCAGGACCUCCGUGACAGAUGUCAAGUUUGGACCUAAACACUUGGGCCUGUUACUAGUCACUUGCUCUGCUGAUGGCAUUAUUAGGAUAUAUGAAGCGCCCGAUGUGAUGAAUCUGGCGCAGUGGACGCUACAGCAUGAAAUCCCCACAAAGGUGUCAAUCAGCUGCCUCUCCUGGAAUCCCUCGUUGUCAAGAGUAAACCCGCCGAUGAUAGCGGUGGGUAGCGACGAGCCCAACACGGCCGCCGCCGCCGUCACGCCCGUCAACGAUAAAGGCGUCGCGUGCAACGGGAAAGUCUUCCUUUAUGAGUACAGCGAAGCGUCCCGGCGCUGGACUCGAACCGACUGCCUCUCGUCAGUGCAGGAGCCUGUCAACGACAUCGCCUUCGCGCCCAACCUCGGCCGCUCAUUCCACCUGCUCGCGGUCGCUACCAAAGAUGUUAGGAUCAUCAAAAUAGAACCCAUCACAGACUCAUCGAACUCCUCAAACGGGUCCACGGUCCGUUUUAAGACGGAAGUAAUGGCCGCGUUCGAGGAGCACUACUCGUGCGUGUGGCGCGUCUCGUGGAACGUGACGGGCACGCUGCUGGCGUCCUCCGGGGACGACUGCGCCGUCAGGCUGUGGAAGAUGCAAUACCUGAAUCAGUGGAAGUGCGUGGCCGUGUUCAAAAACGAGACCCUGCCGGGUGACAGCCCCCCCCUCUCGCGACCCCACACCACCUACAUGCGCAUGGCUACCAUGGCCAACCCGGGCCACAUGCCCUUCCACUGACCACACCACGCCUGGCCAUAGAGUAGCACAAAGUGAUUGCGGCCAGGAGUUUUGCGACAGUGAUCAAUGGACAAUUUUACUGGGUGCGUUAUUUGCGUGUUAUUUUUUUUAUCAAGAGGUAGUGAAAUAUAACAAUAAUAACCUUCAUAAUUAUAACGACGCGUGCGUUUCUAUAUCAUUGAGCGGGUGAUCUAAACUUGUAUGGAAACAUUAAAAUUCAAACAAUAUCUUUGUUACUAAUUUUAAUUAAAUUUAUUCUUAUUUGGCCGCUGUCAUAGACACGAUAAAGGCUUUAUAGUAUUUUAUACAAUCGUGAUAUAAUACAAAGCUUUUCAGUCGAGUUCCAUGUUUAAUAGUACGGUACGAGAGUGAAAAGCUUAAUUAUAUCACUAUAAUAUUGUAUACAAUACUUUUUC